Guyanagaster necrorhizus is the source of this 1065-nucleotide messenger RNA. Its product is annotated as TauD-domain-containing protein. Gene Ontology annotation, cellular component: cytoplasm. Lineage: Eukaryota; Fungi; Basidiomycota; Agaricomycetes; Agaricales; Physalacriaceae. The transcript has 9 exons. The record is from RefSeq and is a predicted model, not a curated record. Gene Ontology annotation, molecular function: 2-oxoglutarate-dependent dioxygenase activity. The coding region runs from base 1 to 1065 and encodes 354 amino acids.
AUGUCGCCCUCCGUAGCAGAGCUAUCCAAGGCUGAAGAAAUCCCCACCCCCAAGAAAUCUACCAUCAAACAGACAAUUGCACCAGGAGCCAGUUAUCCCUUCUAUCUACCAUACUGGGACAGCGAUGAGAAGUUUCCUCCAACCCAAGUCUUUGAGCACAUCGACCCCGGAUCCCGUGCUGACCGUGCCAAACGUCAUCUUCUUGGGCCCAACACGAGUACCAAGACUCUCAGCCCAUAUAUCGGAACGGAGGUCACGGGCAUUCAGAUCUCUGAGCUGACGAAGGAGGGUCUGGACGAGCUUGCUUUAUUCACGGCUGAGCGAAAGCUCCUUCUCUUCCGCGACCAGGACUUCAAAGAUCUCACUCCAGAACGGCAGAUUGAGAUUGCCAAGCAUUUUGGUCCGAUUCAGAGACAUCCUACGUCGGGAAAUGUAAAGGGUUAUCCAGAGUUCCAUGUCGUCUACAGGGACAUUGAUCACGCUGGAUUCCGUGAAUACCUUGGAGAAGACCGCAUCAACAAAACGAGUUGGCACUCUGACAUUUCGUACGAGCGCCAACCUCCAGGUACCACGAUCUUCUUCAUUCUGGACCAGCCCGAAAGUGGUGGAGACACACUCUUCACGUCCCAGGUCGAGGCGUACAAUCGUCUGUCUCCCGAAUUUAAGAAACGACUUGAAGGUCUACGGGCUGUGCAUACAGCUGUUCCUCAAGCCGAACAUUCUCGACAGCGAGGAGGACCUGUUCGCCGGGAGCCUGUAGAGAACGAGCAUCCCCUCGUCCGGGAACACCCAGUAACAGGAGAGAAAGCUCUGUAUGUAAACCAGGGUUUCACCAAGCGCAUUGUGGGAUACAAAGCAGAAGAAUCUGAGUAUCUGCUCAAGUUCCUCUUUGAUCAUAUUGCGAAGGGCUCCGAUUUCCAAGUGAGAGCGACGUAUAAACCUGGAACGGUCGUCGUUUGGGAUAACCGGCUCACCGUCCACUCGGCGACAGAUGACUUCGACACAGCCCUCAGGAGGCACGCGGUCAGGCUUACUCCCCAAGCUGAGGUGCCUAUUCCUGCCUGA